GGAUACUGUAUGCCGUUCGCCUACCCCUACCAUAUGGCAGACGCGUGGUUCAACGACAAUGCGCCCAUCGCCGGCACCAAGCCUCUGAGAGAACUUCUCGAGCAAAGGGAAUUCACCAUCCUUGUCUGCGCAACUCACAAAGAAUUAAUCUCAAAGUGGCAUGAGAACUUUCUCCCGCCCCCUUUCAGCUAUCCUUACGGGAGGCAGCAUGGUUGGAACAUGCAUCGGUAUCAAGCUAUGAUCCCAUGGACUCAAGGCCACCAGUUCGAGCCAGCGUGGUCAUUUCACGAUGACAACUCACACUUGGCCGCUCUCACUCAGUCACAAGUCCAGGGCGCUGUGUGGCUUCGCAAUUCCGCGGACAGCAUCGCCACACUCGAGCUUUCCGCGUUGUUCAUGGAUGCCGGAAUGGACGGAUUGGAAUCAACAUACUAUGUCAUCGUGCCAAUCAACAAACACUACAAUACUGACACCAGUUCAGCUUGGGAACAUCUCUCUCGGCGCUCAGUUUUACAGCUAUGCCUAUGUGACGAUCCCAAGGCGGUUGAGUGGGAAGCCAGAAUUGUGGAUGCGGUCUGUCAGUUUCACCCCAAAGCGAUGCCAUCCAACCCUGUGGCUGUUGGCUUACGGACUGACGCGAGCGGUCAACUCCUGCAGGCCAUACCGAUGGACCUUCAAUUGAAGAUGAGUUACCAUCGAGAUCUUCUACGUGGUACUGGCUUCUACUCUACCAUGCGUCAACAAGGCACAGGGGUGCUACAAGAUGCCAAUUACUACCAUUGGGCCCUGCCCACAGUUGACAUCUUGGAUGGUAUUGAUAGAGCUCACGUUGACGCUAUGAUGGAGGAGGUGCCCCUGGCUGAUCGACCUCGUCUGCGAAAUUACCUUGGUAAGAGACCACUCGGGCUCGGCAUCAUCACUGGAGUAAGUAUUGGUAGAGUCUAUUGUAGUGCUCCGUCGAAUGUGACCGUGGACAACUUUGCCUUUCGACUCGAUCAAAUCACCUCCAGAAUCACCAAUCGGUUAAACAACACCAACGAGUCGAACUACGCUGCUCGUACCUAUUACAAACUCAUUGUGCGAGGCUACAGAGGAGAGGACGAGAUUGACGCAUUCUUCAGCUUGUUGCAAAGCCCUUACCCUGGGGAUCGAGCACUUCCUAUUUCUACAUGGAAAGAGCCAAGACCAUGGAAAUUGCAUCUAUCUUUGGCAUUUUGGCUGUUAGCCAUCCUUCGCUCUCCUGGAGUUCGAAGCCUUCGAACAAACGAUAGCCCGGGUCUUCACCAGAUGCGCGAGGAUAUUGACAAGCGAGAGAAACUUAAACGACUUCGUGCGGUGGCCAAAGGGGAUAUUAGCUGGCUUGAAUACAAAUGUGGUGGUGGCCAAGUGUCAGUAUCAACGAUCGGAGCGUUACUAACUCAGAUUCUGUACCAUGCCGACAUUAACGAACUUGCCAAGGGAGUUGCAGUUGAUGACGCUGGGAGCAUUAAUCGCCCUGAUCUCUACUCUGUGUGGGGAAACACUCUCCUUCCAUGCCUCUUAGCCGGGGAUGAUUAUCAGAUCCCUCCAGCUGUCGAAGGGUUCGAAGUGCAGGACAAGAGUCGCAACUACAUCAAUCGCCUGGGACAAGAUGGAAAAAUAUCUCCGCUGGCCUUUCUUGAAGCGAGUGGCUGGCCAAUCCUUCGU
Molecule: messenger RNA, 1686 nt
Organism: Fusarium vanettenii 77-13-4
Lineage: Eukaryota; Fungi; Ascomycota; Sordariomycetes; Hypocreales; Nectriaceae
Exons: 4
Source: RefSeq, a predicted model, not a curated record